AUGCUCCUAGGAAGGCGGAAAAUGCCAGGCAUCGUCCUCUUAGGUCUUCCCGUCUCCCUUUUACUCCUCGUCCUCUGGCACAACGACGGUGCCCUCCCCUCAAUUCCAUCAUCAUCAUCAUCCAUACUACCGCCAAAACCUAUAGAAUGGAAGACAGAACAAGACGAGUCAUACUUUUGGAAAACAGCCAAAGUCAGUCACCGGGUGCCUCAGCUUCAGCAACUCCCCAUUGCGCCCUCGGUCCGCUUCCCGCAAAUCCAGGCCCACUUCCCUCCCGAAACCAGCGUCCAGCGCCGCGUCCGCGAGGAGCGCCAGCAGGCCAUCAAGCAAGCAUUUUCAAAAGCAUGGGCCUCGUAUCGCAAGCACGCCUGGCUCUCUGACGAGCUUACGCCGGUGUCAGGGGGCCGUCGGAAUACAUUUGGAGGUUGGGCUGCAACCCUUGUGGACUCCCUCGACACGCUCUGGAUUAUGGACAUGAAGGAUGAGUUUUCUGACGCCGUUGAGGCUGCCAUAACGAUCGACUUCACAAAGACCGACCUCGAAGAGAUUAACGUCUUUGAGACUAAUAUCCGGUACCUUGGUGGCUUCCUUUCGGCUUUUGACCUCAGCGGUGAGGUCCGCCUCCUUCGUAAGGCGGCCGAGGUCGGCGAGAUGCUCUACAAGGCAUUUGAUACGCCCAACCGAAUGCCGAUUACCCGGUGGAAGGUUAGCGACGCUGCAAAAGGCGAGUCCCAGAAAGCCAGCAACGGCGAGCUUGUUGCUGAAAUUGGAAGCCUGUCUAUGGAAUUCACCCGCCUCUCGAUUCUCACGGGUGAUCCGAAAUGGUGGGACGCAACGCAGCGAAUUAUGGAGAUCUUUGAAGCGCAGCAGAACAAGACUAAUCUGCCUGGACUAUGGCCUCUAGUGGUGAACCCAGAGAACAAGGUCUUCUAUGAGGGCAACGACUUUACGCUGGGCGCCAUGGCCGACUCCCUAUAUGAAUACCUCCCCAAAAUGUCAGCCCUCGUUGGUGGUCGUAGCCCAAUGUAUAAAGCUAUGUACGAGACUGCCAUCGCCCCAGCUAUCGAGCACAACCUCUUCCGUCCCAUGACGCCCGGAAACGACGACAUCCUCAUCGCAGGCCAAGCGCAUUCCCAAGAUUCAGACAUUGAGCUCGAGCCCCAGGGCCAACAUCUCGUCUGCUUUAUGGGCGGACUUAUGGCCCUUGGCGGCAAGCUCUUUGACCAUGCGGAUCAGCUAUCCCUUGCGAGGAAGCUUGUAGACGGAUGUAUCUACGUCUACCGCGUCUUCCCGCACGGUAUCAUGCCCGAGACAUUUUAUAUGGUCCCUUGCCCGACUAAGGAGGAAUGCGAGUGGGACGAGGGUCUAUGGAAGGAACACGUCCUCCAACGCGCGCAGAAGAACGCAGACGACAAAGAACUAUCAGCUGACGAUAUCAUACGCCAAGAGCGUCUCGUCAAGGGAUUUUCUGCUGUACCGGAUAGGAGGUAUAUCCUCCGUCCCGAGGCGAUUGAGAGCGUCUUCGUCAUGUACCGCACGACAGCGGAUGCAGCGCUUCUUGAGGCCGCAUGGGAUAUGUGGACAUCUAUCGAUGAUGUGACAACCACGGACUUGGCAAACACAGCGGUCUGGGAUGUCACGGCCGAGGGCAGGCCACCAGCGGCAGACUCAAUGGAGUCGUUUUGGAUGGGGGAGACGUUGAAGUAUUUCUACCUCAUAUUUAGUGAGCCGGGCUUAGUAAGUCUGGAUGAGUUUGUAUUUAACACCGAAGCGCAUCCCUUUAGACGGUGGAAGUAG
This is a messenger RNA of Colletotrichum spaethianum, 1797 nucleotides long. RefSeq names its product endoplasmic reticulum mannosyl-oligosaccharide 1,2-alpha-mannosidase. Lineage: Eukaryota; Fungi; Ascomycota; Sordariomycetes; Glomerellales; Glomerellaceae. Bases 1 to 1797 code for a protein of 598 amino acids. The record is from RefSeq and is a predicted model, not a curated record. Gene Ontology annotation, biological process: N-glycan processing; carbohydrate metabolic process. Gene Ontology annotation, cellular component: Golgi membrane; endoplasmic reticulum. The transcript has a single exon. Gene Ontology annotation, molecular function: mannosyl-oligosaccharide 1,2-alpha-mannosidase activity; calcium ion binding.